Molecule: messenger RNA, 2181 nt
Organism: Macadamia integrifolia
Lineage: Eukaryota; Viridiplantae; Streptophyta; Magnoliopsida; Proteales; Proteaceae
Product: probable cysteine desulfurase
Exons: 5
Coding region: 93-1958 (621 amino acids)
Source: RefSeq, a predicted model, not a curated record
CCCAUUUAUCUGUAAAAACUAGUGUUCUAGAACCAGAUCAUGAACAUAAUAUCCAUUAUCAAUCUCAAUCCUUUAAGGUGGUUCUUGAAUUAAUGGGAGUUACAAAGGCCGAUCCUCAAGAGACCAAAUUCGAAUGGUUACAAUCACAAUUGAUUGGAAGAAAUGUCGAAUUCGAUACUCCCUUUGGAAAACGAAACCUCACUUAUGCUGACCAUACCGCUUCUGGCAGAGGCCUUCGCUGCGUCGAAAACUUCAUUCUCAAUAAUGUUCUUCCUUUCUAUGGGAACACACAUACAAGUGAUAGCUACGUGGGUCACAAGACAACCGAGAUGGUGAAGGAGGCCAGCAAAUACAUCAAGUGUUGCUUAGGUGCAGGAAAGGACGAUGCACUCAUAUUCUGUGGCUCUGGCACUACAGCGGCGAUCAAGCGGCUCCAAGAGGUAAUGGGAAUUGCAGUGCCUUCAACCUUGAGAGAUAGGGUAAUCAAGAGCUUAAGCAGUGAAGAGAGAUGGUUGGUCUUUGUUGGACCAUAUGAGCACCAUUCCAAUCUCCUCUCAUGGCGUAAUAGCCUAGCUGAGGUGAUAGAAAUUGGCCUUGACAAUGAAGGAUUGCUAGACAUGAGAGCUUUGAGGUCAAAGCUUGAGGCUUACAAGGAUUCCAAUCGUUUCAUGUUGGGUUCAUUCUCAGCCUGUAGCAAUGUAACUGGAAUUUAUUCUGAAACAAGACCCAUUGCUCGUCUUCUUCAUGAAUUUGGUGCUUUUGCUUGCUUUGAUUACGCAGCAAGUGGUCCUUAUGUAGAGAUCGACAUGAGAUCAGGAGAGGUAGAAGGCUAUGAUGCAAUUUUUCUGAGCCCACAUAAGUUCCUAGGUGGACCAGGAACCCCUGGCAUUCUUCUUAUGAACAAGGCCUUGUAUAAGUUGGGAUCUUCUGCCCCUUCUACUUCUGGAGGUGGAACUGUUGAUUUUGUCAAUGGCUUCAGUGAUGAGCACACAUUGUAUUGUGAAGAUGUGGAAGAGAGGGAGGAUGCAGGAACUCCACCAAUCAUUCAGAAGAUAAGAGCAGCAAUGGUUUUCUGGGUGAAGGAAUUCAUUGGUUAUGAUGUGAUUGAAAACCAAGAACAUUUGUACAUAAGGGCAGCCCUCAAAAGGCUUCUACCAAAUCCAAACGUAUGGGUUUUAGGGAAUACAAGUGCACCAAGACAAGCUAUCCUCUCUUUUGUGAUUUUCUCUACAACCAAUUCUCCCUCUUAUGAUGAUAUGAAAAAUGAUCAAAAUGGAGCUUAUGCUUAUGGUGAUGAUGGAAGAGGUAGUAGCAGAGAUCUUUAUAUGUGGGCAGAGUCAGGCAACAAGAGAGACAAGCCUCUCCAUGCCCCUUUCGUGGCGAAGCUCCUCAAUGAUCUCUUCGGCAUCCAAGCUCGAGCAGGCUGCGCUUGUGCUGCACCCUACGGUCAUCAUUUACUUGGUGUCCAGGAGACUCGAUCACUAGCCUUUCGCUCCGCUAUCCAAAUGGGCUACACUGGUGUAAAACCAGGAUGGACUAGAGUUAGCUUCCCCUACUACUUAUCAACUGAGGAGUUUGAGUUCAUUCUAGCCGCAAUCGAAUUUAUCGCAACCUAUGGCCAGCGGUUCCUACCUCUCUAUAAAUUCAACUGGAAAAAUGGAAACUGGAGUUUCAAAUCAAGAGCUUUCAUGGAGAAUCUACUAGGGGAAGAUUAUACCAUAGACUUGAGUAUUUUGUCGCUAAGCGAAUCCAAGCCUGGGAUGGACAACAAGAACACUAGUGGAUUAAAGGAUGGGGACAACAGUUAUGGUGAUCAUGAGAAGACCAUUGAGGUGAUUAGUAAAUAUGCCUCCUACUUAGAAACUGCAAAGUAUGUGGCCAGUUUUCUUCCAAAGUUUCCUCCCCAACGUAAGGUUCCUAAAGAAAUAGACCUCAGUCUUGCUCAUUUUAGGGUUUAGGGUUUAAGGUUUAAGAUUGGAUCUCUCUCCCAAUCUUAAGCAUUUUUUUGUAUCCUAUGUUAUUUAUGGUAAGGGAAUUUGUUAUGGGUCCUUUAUAUUAUUAAGGUCAUCCAUGAUAGCUCCCUAACCAUAGAUCUGUUGUUGUAUUGUAUUUAAUUUCCUUUUUCUACUAAUAUGAGUAAUAAUAGCCUGCGAAUUAUUAAAAUUUGAAUAAAAAGAUGAU